Messenger RNA from Plutella xylostella (diamondback moth), 1451 nucleotides. Its product is annotated as katanin p60 ATPase-containing subunit A-like 2. The record is from RefSeq and is a predicted model, not a curated record. NCBI's taxonomy places the organism in Eukaryota, Metazoa, Arthropoda, Insecta, Lepidoptera, Plutellidae. Gene Ontology annotation, molecular function: protein binding; ATP binding; ATP hydrolysis activity.
AAUAAUAUCCUUGUUUUAAUUUGUUUGUAUUUUUUUUAAAUGGCUGGUAUUAACAGGCCUAUGAGCCAAAUGCGGAAGAUUGAAACAAAAGAAGCCAUUUUCCGUGUCCGCAAGAGAAUCCUGAAGUACCUGGUCCACGCGUUCUUACGACAAGAAGGCUUCCUCACGACUGCUGACAGCCUGGUCACUGAGGCUGGGCUGACGGGAGAAUAUGAAGUCUGCGAUAAUAUUGACCUGGACAUAAUACUACAGGACUACUGCAGCUACUACCUGAUGCGGUUCAACAAGCAGCCGCAGUUCUGCCGGCAGGUGCCCGCGCCGCGCCGGCCUCCGCCCUCGCGCCGCGCCAGGACUGAGCUGGUGGGGGCUGAGGACGGGGUGAGGGAGGCGCCGGGGGGAGAGGCGCCGGGGUUGCCGCAAGCGGUGCUGGUCACGAGGCUUGGACAGGAAGAAGAAGCACCCUCUACAACACCAGCGACAGACCGCAAGCCACUCUCCCAGUUCCUGUCAUCCCUGCCCCGGGAGAGCAAGGAGCUGGCGGUCAUGCUGUCCAGACACAUCGUGAGGCCGAGCGGCGUGAGCUGGAGCGAUGUGAAGGGACUCGACGAAGCUAAGAGUCUGCUGAUGGAGACUGUGGUGUAUCCUGUUAAAUACCCGUCCCUGUUCACGGGCCUGCUCUCGCCAUGGCGCGGGGUGCUGCUCCACGGGCCCCCCGGCACCGGCAAGACCAUGCUGGCUCGAGCUGCGGCCGCUGAGAGCUGCUGCACCUUCUUCAACGUGUGUUGCAGCAGCGUUGUGAACAAGUGGCGGGGGGAGUCUGAGAAGAUUGUGCAGAUCCUCUUCGAGCUAGCAGCCUACUACUCCCCGUCCAUCAUCUUCAUAGACGAGGUGGAGACGCUCGCCUCCGAGCGGUCUGGAGCCGGCGAGCACGAGGCCUCGCGCCGACUGAAGUCUCAGCUUCUGACGGAGCUGGACGGAGCGGCCGACAGGCAGGGGACGGUGUUGCUGCUGGCCAACUCCAAUAUGCCUUGGGAAAUCGACCCAGCAAUGCUGCGGAGGCUAGAGAAGCGGAUCUACAUUCCUCUCCCGGACGCCAACACUCGCGCUCAGCUGUUCGAGACGUUUCUUACAUCGAAGAGCAUCGAGGUACCCAAGUUGAACUACCAAGACCUGGCCAGAAGGACGGAAGGGUACUCGGGAAGUGAUAUUAAACUGGUCUGCAAGGAGGCGCUCAUGGCUAAUGUCAGGAAGAUGCUUCCGUGUGCUACGGGCAAAGCGAGCCAACAACACCGUAAAGACAAAGACAAGCUCAGCUUGUCGGAUGUGCUGACGGCCAUCGACAAAACCAAACCCGUCUCCAGGAACCUGGCGCAGAGACACCAGGAGUGGCAGAAACAGAUGGGCUGCUCUUAAUAUAUCUUCUUACUUUAUUUAUUAUAGUAAACUAGCUG